This is a messenger RNA of Lindgomyces ingoldianus, 968 nucleotides long. RefSeq lists its product as uncharacterized. The transcript has 2 exons. The record is from RefSeq and is a predicted model, not a curated record. Lineage: Eukaryota; Fungi; Ascomycota; Dothideomycetes; Pleosporales; Lindgomycetaceae. Bases 1 to 780 code for a protein of 259 amino acids.
AUGCCAACCCUCGAUACACUCCCUCCCGAAAUCCUCUUCAGCAUCCUCUCCUUCUCUUCGCCCUUUAACCCAACCAUCGCCCCUAGGCACCCUCUCUACACCAUCGCAGCAACCAACCAUUACCUCCGCUCUAUCGUCGAAGAAUACGCCAAAGGCCUCCUCAAACAACAUGCACACUUCACUCCCAAGAAUACAUCGAGCCUAAUUCACCGCCGCCAGUGGUUAAAAUGGUUGUCCACAAUAUGUUGGUUCUGUCGCAAGCCGUCAGUGCGAAAAGCCAUCCUCGAUCCCGCAACAACCUGUUGCAUGAAAUGCGAUAGGAAAUUUCCUAAAAUGACAAUGACCAACGCGAGCACGAAGCAUGGUCUUAGCAAACUCGACCUGUUCACCCCGAACCCACUGCAUCCGAACUUGCCGAGUUUAACCGUGGGCGUGUAUAUGUGUAUGGGUAGCCAUACGGUCAUGCUCUCGGAACCAGACGUUCUUGCGAGAAAGAAAUAUAUCUAUGAUUUACUGGGUACGGCGCAAUCCUCUGAUCCUGCGUACUUGAAGCGGAGAGUGAGUGCGCAUGAACGCAUUAUCAAACACAUGGAUCGGCGUCUGAAUUUAGGGCAGUGGGUUAGGAGAAGGCCCCUUGCGAUUGUGGAAGGGGAGGCGAUAGCGAAGAGUAUGCGGACAGAGGAGUCGAGGGAGAAAUAUGUAGUCGAGGGUUUGGAGAGGGAGUGGGCUGCCAUGGGGAUUAGAGGGGGAAGCGAAGAGAGUGCUAUUGAGCUAGACUAAGGGGGUAGUAAUGGUUGGAUGGAUGAUGAUGGGAUGUAGGUGAUAACACAGGCGUUCUAACCGCUAGAAUCACGGAUGCAGGACACCCUCUAUUUCGAAAUUCCAUAGCUGCGAGGUGGACUCCGGCCUUGUCUAUUAGGUGUUAAAAGGCUUCAUAGUUGAUCACAAGGGAGGUUCCCCGUCCUUUU